AUGGACGCGCGCGGGGGCGGCGGGCGGCCCGGGGAGAGCCCGGGCGCGACCCCCGCGCCGGGGCCGCCGCCGCCGCCCGCGCCCCCUCAGCCGCAGCCGCCGCCGCCGCCGCCUCCCGCGCCGCCCCCGGGCCCCGGGCCCGCGCCCCCCCAGCAGCCGCCCCGCGCCGAGCCGGCGCCCCCGGAGGCGGCGGACGAGGGCGGCCCGCGGGCCCGGCUCCGCAGCCGCGACAGCUCGUGCGGCCGGCCCGGCACCCCGGGCGCGGCCAGCACGGCCAAGGGCAGCCCGAACGGCGAGUGCGGGCGCGGCGAGCCGCAGUGCAGCCCCGCGGGGCCCGAGGGCCCGGCGCGGGGCCCCAAGGUGUCGUUCUCGUGCCGCGGGGGCGGGCGCGGGCCGGGGCCGGCGGACGAGGCGGGCAGCGAGGAGGCGGGCCCGGCGGGGGGGCCGUGCGGCAGCCAGGCCAGCUUCAUGCAGCGGCAGUUCGGCGCGCUCCUGCAGCCCGGCGUCAACAAGUUCUCGCUGCGGAUGUUCGGCAGCCAGAAGGCCGUGGAGCGCGAGCAGGAGCGCGUGAAGUCGGCGGGGGCCUGGAUCAUCCACCCGUACAGCGACUUCAGGUUCUACUGGGACUUCACCAUGCUCCUCUUCAUGGUGGGCAACCUCAUCAUAAUCCCAGUGGGCAUCACCUUCUUCAAGGAUGAGACCACGGCGCCGUGGAUCGUGUUCAACGUGGUCUCGGACACGUUCUUCCUCAUGGAUCUGGUGCUGAACUUCCGCACGGGCAUCGUGAUCGAGGACAACACGGAGAUCAUCCUGGACCCUGAGAAGAUCAAGAGGAAGUACCUGCGCACGUGGUUCGUCGUGGACUUCGUGUCCUCCAUCCCCGUGGACUACAUCUUCCUCAUCGUGGAGAAGGGCAUCGACUCCGAGGUCUACAAGACGGCGCGCGCCCUGCGCAUCGUGCGCUUCACCAAGAUCCUCAGCCUGCUGCGCCUCCUGCGCCUGUCGCGCCUCAUCCGCUACAUCCACCAGUGGGAGGAGAUCUUCCACAUGACCUACGACCUGGCGAGCGCAGUGAUGCGCAUCUGCAACCUUAUCAGCAUGAUGUUGCUGCUGUGCCACUGGGACGGCUGCCUGCAGUUCCUGGUGCCCAUGCUGCAGGACUUCCCGCGCAACUGCUGGGUGUCCAUCAACGGCAUGGUGAACCACUCGUGGAGCGAGCUCUACUCCUUCGCGCUCUUCAAGGCGAUGAGCCACAUGCUCUGCAUCGGGUACGGGCGCCAGGCGCCCGAGAGCAUGACGGACAUCUGGCUGACGAUGCUCAGCAUGAUCGUGGGCGCCACCUGCUACGCCAUGUUCAUCGGCCACGCCACCGCCCUUAUCCAGUCGCUGGACUCCUCGCGGCGCCAGUACCAGGAGAAGUACAAACAAGUGGAGCAGUACAUGUCCUUCCACAAGCUGCCCGCCGACUUCCGCCAGAAGAUCCACGACUACUACGAGCACCGCUACCAGGGCAAGAUGUUCGAUGAGGAGAACAUCCUGGGCGAGCUGAGCGGGCCCCUGCGGGAGGAGAUCGUCAACUUCAACUGCCGGAAGCUGGUGGCCUCGAUGCCGCUGUUUGCCAACGCCGACCCCAACUUCGUCACGGCCAUGCUGACCAAGCUUAAAUUCGAGGUCUUCCAGCCGGGCGACUACAUCAUCCGCGAGGGCACCGUGGGGAAGAAGAUGUACUUCAUCCAGCACGGCGUGGUCAGCGUGCUCACCAAGGGCAACAAGGAGAUGAAGCUGUCCGACGGCUCCUACUUCGGGGAGAUCUGCCUGCUGACGCGGGGCCGGCGCACGGCCAGCGUGCGGGCUGACACCUACUGCCGCCUGUACUCGCUGAGCGUGGACCACUUCAACGAGGUCCUGGAGGAGUACCCCAUGAUGCGGCGGGCCUUCGAGACCGUGGCCAUCGACCGCCUGGACCGCAUCGGCAAGAAGAACUCGCUGCUGCUGCACAAGGUGCAGCACGACCUGAGCUCGGGCGUGUUCAACAACCAGGAGAACGCCAUCAUCCAGGAGAUCGUCAAGUACGACCGCCAGAUGGCGCAGCAGGCGGAGCUGGGCCCGCGCGGCCUCCUCGCGCCGCCGCCGCCGCCGCCGGCCACCUCGGCCAUCGCCACGCUGCAGCAGGCCGUGGCCAUGAGCUUCUGCCCGCAGGCGGCGCGCCCGCUCGUGGGCCCGCUGGCGCUCGGCUCGCCGCGCCUGGCGCGCCGCCCGGGGCCCGCGCCCGCCGCCAGCCCCCCGGGCGCGCCCGCCAGCCCCCGGGCGCCGCGGACCUCGCCCUACGGCGCGCCCGGCUCGCCCGCCGCGCCCCGCGCCGGGCCCGCGCUGCCCGCGCGCCGCCUGAGCCGCGCGUCGCGCCCGCUGUCCGCCUCGCAGCCCUCGCUGCCCCACGGCGCGCCCGGGCCCGGGCCCGCGGCCUCGGCGCGCCCGGCCAGCAGCUCCACGCCGCGCCUGGGGCCCGCGCCCGCGCCCGCCGCCCGGGCCGCCGCGCCCAGCCCGGACCGCAGGGACUCGGCCUCGCCCGGCGCCCUCGAGCCGCCGGACUCCGCGCGCUCGCGCCUCUCGUCCAACUUGUGACCCUCGCGCGCCGCCCCGCGGGCCCGGGGCCGGGGCGGGCCCUCACCCAGACCAAAGCCAUGCCCUUCCGCCGCCCGCCGCCCGCCGCCGAAGCCAUAGAGGAGACGUAGGUAGUUGUAGCCGGACGGGCGGCCGGGCCGGCGGGGCGGCCCCCGCUCCCGCGCCCCCAUCGCCCCGCGCCCACCCACAUCGCCCCCGCCCCGGCGGCGGCUCCCUUCACCUCGGUGCCUCAGUCCCCCCAACUGUGAAUGGGCGGCCCGGGGCAGGGGCGGCGGCCGUGGUGACCCCGCCCCGCCCCGCCCCGCAGGGGACCGCCGUCCGUCCGAGGAGGAUUCCGAUUUUUAAGUGCAAUACUCGGCCCGCCGGCUCCCCGCCGCCCCCACCGCGCUCACGCAAUAACCGGCCGGCCCCGUCCCCGCGCGCACGCCGCGACCUCCCGGAGAGGGACGGCGGCCCCUCCGGGCCGGGCCCGGGGUCCGGCCGCGCCUGGGCGUGGGGCGGUGCCGGGGCCCCCGCCGUCGUGAUGAAUGUACUGACAGCCGAGGCCGCAGCGCCCCCUGCGCCCCCACGCCCACUAACCCCCACGCCCACAUUCCGCGCAAUAAACGACCGCAUUGGC
This is a messenger RNA of Diceros bicornis minor, 3241 nucleotides long. It is a transcript of the gene HCN2, whose product is annotated as hyperpolarization activated cyclic nucleotide gated potassium and sodium channel 2. NCBI's taxonomy places the organism in Eukaryota, Metazoa, Chordata, Mammalia, Perissodactyla, Rhinocerotidae. The record is from RefSeq and is a predicted model, not a curated record. Gene Ontology annotation, biological process: transmembrane transport; potassium ion transport. Gene Ontology annotation, molecular function: voltage-gated potassium channel activity. Gene Ontology annotation, cellular component: membrane.